Molecule: messenger RNA, 2082 nt
Organism: Anarrhichthys ocellatus (wolf-eel)
Lineage: Eukaryota; Metazoa; Chordata; Actinopteri; Perciformes; Anarhichadidae
Gene: smim29
Product: small integral membrane protein 29
Exons: 5
Coding region: 331-639 (102 amino acids)
Source: RefSeq, a predicted model, not a curated record
CCGUCGGUGCCACGCGAUUAACCUGCUAACGGAAGACAGCUGCCUGCGUACCACAAACACAUCAUAACGUCUCUCAAAAGAGAGGUUUUCCACACCGCACAAUUCGUCGCCGAUUAGGAAGGGCAGUGAUACCACGUGGGAGUCACAUGAACGACGAGGAUGAGGCAUGAACAACAAGGGGGCCGCUUCAGGAAAGAGCCGCUGCACACUGUCCGACACAGGGAGGGGGUUCGCUGCUUGUAGAGGCCCUGCACACUGUCCGACACAGGGAGGGUGUUUGUAGAGGCCCUGCACGAGCAGCCCCCCCCCCUCUUCUCCUGAUCAUAUGCAAUGAACAGCACCACUGAGCCCCCUGCCAUCAUAGAUGGAGAUGUGGCAGUCAGCUAUGUGUUGGUGCCAUUUUUCCUCAUCACCAUUAUUGGAAUAGCUGCAGCUGUGGUCAUGUAUAUCCGUAAGAAAAGGAGAAUCGACAGACUCCGUCAUCAGCUGUUACCGGUUUACACAUAUGAUCCAUCAGAGGAGCUGAAUGAAGCGGAGCAAGAGAUGUUGUGGAAGGAGGAGGACACAAGGAUUGUACAAGGCUGGGCCAGAAGUUAUCAGCAGCGACGCCCUCUUCUGACCAAAGAUGUCAAUGCAUGAUGGCGGUAAACCACGGCACAGAACAUUUUCAGUGUGGAGACAAGCUUCAGCCAUGUUCUUGAAGUCAUGCACAAGACAAUCUUUUUGUCUGAUUUAUCUUCGCCACCGUUUGCCGUUAUCCAUCCUGUUUUAUGUACAGACCGAGUGUUCAUUUCUGUGGUUCCAAUCCUGUAACAGACACGGUGCCAUUAAUUAAUUUAUUUGAAAAUAUUUAUUCAAACCUUUUUUUUUUUUUUUUUACUGCGGUAUUCACUGAUAUGACUCAAAGUUAAGCGAUGUGUAGUCUUUCUAAAGAUGAAGGCUCCUGUGGGUUUACUCUGCUGUUUACAUGCAUACUGUUGGAGUGGGUGGCAUGUGGGAGGCGGUUAUGUUCCUGUGGGUUGCAGUAGACAUUUGCACUGACUUUAAUUUGGGGGCAGUGUUGACGGUGUGGUGAGCGUCUGAAUGUUCUGCACUAGUUUAAAGUCAUCACUCUUGCAGUAAGAAGUUUGGAUAGGUUGUUGUGAAGAGGUUGUUUGCAGUGCAGUAAAAACCAAUAUGGCUUUUUUGGUUAAAUGUUUUCAGUUUUCGGGUUGCAUUUGUUGACAUAAAGCACUAUUAGUAUGACUUUUAAAUUCAAAUAAAGAGAGAUUUAUGAGAUAGUUUAGCUAGGUUGGGUGACCAGUUUCAUUUUGAGUCCAAAAUUGAAACGUGCCCUUUUUGGUUUUAAUUUCCUCCCCCACGCCCCGGAUCUUUCUUUGGUUUAGCCAAAUCCUAUGACUCUUAUCAAUGGCAUGGUUUAAUAACACCAACCCCCUCACAUCCAAAAAAUGAGCUGUGACUCGUGCCCUGAAUAUGUCCUGUCUAAUGGCAUGGCACCAACAUAAAUGUACCUCCAGCUGAGGAUGAAUGCCAAAGGUCUGACUGUACCAAGCACUCAGGAAACCUCGCUCGCUGUUUCUUUUCUGGACGAAUUGUAACCUUCAUUUGCCUUUGCAGUCGGGAAUGUAAUCUUAACACAAUGUGUUCUUUAAGGGGAACAUUUAUUGGUUAGGAUUAUAAAUGUCUUGGACAGAUGAUGCCUGGACUUGAUGUUAUGCGUCACAUCUAGAUGUUUCAGAAUGAGAGCGUUUUUAUAGAUUGUUUCACUUGUGAUUUGGGAUAAAAACAUUUUUAUCGCUGAACAUGUUCCUCCGUGCUCCCCGGUCAUCUUUACAACUCACUGUUCAUUUUAUAUGAAUUAUCUGAAGACUAUAUUUUGUGUUAAAAGACAAAUUAAUUUGUGAAAUAGGUUUGUCACAAUUGAAACUAUAUUAAUAUCCAAUCAUUACAUUGGUUUGCACUGGUAUAACAGAGUUCGGGUUGCACGUGAAAAGUCAAUGAACUACUGAUGUAAAUGUGAAUUUGGCAGCACUGUAAAAGUUUCACCGUCAUUUAAAUAUGAAUAAAUUGAUACGACUCGUC